This is a messenger RNA of Entrophospora candida, 5064 nucleotides long. NCBI's taxonomy places the organism in Eukaryota, Fungi, Glomeromycota, Glomeromycetes, Entrophosporales, Entrophosporaceae. The record is from the annotation of a GenBank genome assembly.
AUGACUGAAGCAAUAGCCACAUCUGCUAAAGAAUUAGAAAGAGAACUGCAAAGUUUAUAUGUACCUUUUCAGGGAGAAGAAUCUGAAGAAAACUGGUUGGUACGUGAGCGUGGUAUAAAUCGUCUUCGUACUUUAAUUGAUGGAGAUGUUAUUGCACUCUACCAUGACACUUUUAUGAAUGGAAUAAAAAUACUUAUGGAUGGUAUAAUUAAAUCACUUACCAGUUUACGCACAGCGUUAACUUUAGCUACCUGUGGACUUAUAAAAGACUUAUCAAUGAGACUUGGGUCAUCAAUUGAUCCAUUUGCAGAUAAUUUAUUAGUAAACCUCAUAAAAAUGGCCGCAUCAACAAAAAAAAUAGUUGGUCAAGCAGCAUCAAAUGCUGCUAAUGCACUACUAAGUAAAACCUCAUAUCAUUCUCGGCAUGUAUUACAAGUAUGGUAUACAAUGGAAGAAAAAAAUAUACAACUAAGGAUUUUUGCUAUUGGUUAUGUAAGAACCUUACUUCUGACUCAUUUUGACAGAAGAGAUGCGAUGGAAAGAACAGGUGGUGCCGAAUCAUUAGAGAAAUGCGUCAAAAAGGGUUUGACUGAUGCAAAUCCCAAUGUAAGAGAAGGAUGUCGUUCAGUUUUUUGGAUUUUUUAUCAAACCUUUCCUGAAAGGGGUGAAAAUACGGUUACUAAAAAAACUCGUCGUAAUUCAUUUGGUUCUAGUAAAUCAAAGAGAAUGCCCAGUCCUUUAAAAUCAGAACAUGAUAAUAAUUCUUUAGCUAAUAAGCAGUCAAAAAGCCCAACUACUUUACGUGCAAAAUCUCCUGCACCGCCACCAAUGACGAGAAGUAAAUCAUCAUCAGGGGCAAUCAAUCUAUCACCACAACACAACGAUAGCCCACCCUUACCGCCAAAGUCACCCACACCCACAAGGGCGAAUGUUUUAACAAAACGAGCCUCAGUUGCUCAAUUUCCUAAAGUUCAGAUUCGUAAAUUAUCAGUUAUGGAACAAUUGGAACACAAUGAUUGGAAAAUACGUAUUGAUGGGCUAAAUAAUUUAGUAAGCUUGGCAAUAAAAAGAUCGUCAGAGUCAAAUACAGGAAAGCAUAACGAGUUCAAAAGGUCACCACUUCCGUCUGAUGAUGACUUAAAACCUGUUAUUUUUAAGUUAAUAAAUGAUUCAAGUCCUAAAGUGAUUGAGUGUUUGUUGUCCGCAAAUAAUGUUGUUGAAAUUGCCAAGAUUGUCAAGAUUGAACAUUUUAUUCUUAAAGUACUUUUGAUUGCCAGCGAUGAUGACAAAACUGAGCAAUCAGUAACUGUUCAAGCCUGUCUUCCAGAAAUGAAACAUACAAUUGGAAAAGAGAAUUCUUUAGCUGCAUUAAGUAAGUGUUUUUUGAUUUUAGGAAGCCCUGGAACUUCGCCAAAAAAGUUAGCAGCUGGAUUAGGUUUCUCGCCGCCACAAAGGCGUAAAAUUAUCUACGGGCUUCUCACAUGGAUUAAUGAAAUCAUUGAACCUAAACUUGAAGAAGCCGAAAUAAAUGAUGGCGCAAUUGGUGGAUUUCUAGGUGAUCCAGAUAAAUACAAACUUCUUGUUAAUCGGGUCAUCCCAAUGGUAUUGACCACUAAGGAGAAUUCGGAAAAUUUUAAUCCACUUAGUAAUCUAUUAAUAAACUUGCACAAACUAAAUCCUGAUUUAUUCGAAUCAGUUUUAUUUACGUUUGAUUCUAAAACUGUUGAUGCGGUAGGAAAUAUGGUUGGAUGGGAAGAUGAAUUUGAAGAAGAAUCUGAAGAAAAUGAAAGAGAUGAACAUGAACUAGAACAAGAAGCAGAAUACCAACAUGAGCUGCAAUUGAAGCGACAAAAAGAAAAUUAUUUACAGCAGCAACUUGAACGAGAAAAAGAAAUAGAAUACGAACACGAGUUAGAAUUAAGACAACAAGAGGAAUAUGAAUUAUCACAACAACAAUAUGAAGCUCAAUAUAAACGAGAGAUGGAAUUCAGGAAACAAAAAGAAUUCGAGCUACAACAUGAACUUGAACGUGAAGCUCAAUAUAAACGUGAGAUGGAAUUAAGACAACAAAAAGAAUUUGAAUUGCAGCAACAACAUGAGCUUGAAUAUGAAGCUCAAUAUAAACGUGAGAUGGAAUUAAGACAACAAAAAGAAUUUGAAUUACAGCAGCAACGUGAACUUGAACAUGAGGCUCAAUAUAAACGCGAGAUGGAAUUAAGACAACAAAAGGAAUUUGAAUUACAACAGCAACGUGAACUUGAACGUGAAGCUCAAUAUAAACGUGAAUUUGAAUUAAGACAACAAAAAGAAUUAGAGUUACAACAGCAACAUGGACUUGAACGUGAAGCUCAAUAUAAAAAAGAAAUGGAAUUAAGGCAACAAAAAGAAUUUGAAUUGGAGCAACAACGUGAAUUCAAACAUGAAGCUCAAUAUAAAGGAGAAAUGGAAUUAAAGCAACAAAAAGAAUUCGAGCCACAACAACAUGAACUUGAACGUGAAGCUCAAUAUAAACGCGAGAUGGAAAUAAGGCAACAAAAAGAAUCUGAAUUCCAGCAACAACAUGAGCUUGAACAUGAAGCUCAAUAUAAACAAGAGAUGGAAUCAAAGCAACAAAAAGAAUUAGAGUUACAACAGCAACAUGAACUUGAACGUGAAGUUCAAUAUAAAAAAGAAAUGGAAUUAAGACAACAAAAAGAAUUUGAAUUGCAGCAACAACAUGAACUUGAACAUGAAACUCGAUAUAAAAAAGAAAUGGAAUUAAGACAACAAAAAGUAUUUGAAUUGCAGCAACAACGUGAACUCGAACAUGAAGCUCAAUAUAAACGAGAGAUGGAAUUAAAGCAACAAAAAGAACUCGAACUACAACAAAACGAACUUGAACGUGAAGCUCAAUAUAAACGCGAGAUGGAAAUAAAGCAACAAAAAGAAUCUGAAUUACUACAGCAGCACCAGGAAGAGGAACAUGAAUUACCAUCGAGGCAACAAAAAGAACUUGAGCAACAGCAACUUCAUGAACAAGGAAAAGAAUUAGAAUAUCAGCAAGAGUUGGAGUUAAGAAAGCAAGAGGAGUAUGAAUCACAACAACAUCGUGAAGCUCAAUAUAAGCGAGAAAUGGAAUUAAGACAACAAAAAGAAUUUGAAUUACAGCAACAGCAUGGAAUUGAGGCAAAAGAAAGACAGCAACGUGAAGCUCAGUAUAAGCGAGAAAUGGAAUUAAGACAACAAAAAGAGUAUGAAUUACAGCAGCAACGUGAACUUGAACGUGAGGCUCAUUAUAAACGAGAUAUAGAAUUAAGACAGAAGAAAGAACGUGAAUUUGAAUCAAGGCAACAAAAGGAAUUUGAGAUGCAGCAACAACGUGAGGCUCAAUAUAAAAGAGAGAUGGAAUUAAGACAAAAGAAAGAAUAUGAAUUACAAAAACAACAACAUGAACACGAUGCACAAUAUAAACGUGAAUUCGAGUUAAGGCAACAAAAGGAAUUUGAACUCGAAGCACACUAUAAACGUGAGUUUGAGUUAAGAAAUCAAAAGGAAUUUGAUGAGUAUGAUGAUACCAUCAGUGAAUUUGAUCUUAACCAGUCAGAAAAAUCAUCCACAAGAGAUGGCACUGUGGUAAGCAAACCUGUCAAUCGUAUUGUGUCGCUUCCUCCACCUUCACACGAAUUAGGAAUUCCUGAUUUUGAUGAAAUUAAUUCAGAUUUAGAAAAUAUAAAUGAAAUUGUUAAAAAAUUAGAUAUGGAAGAGGAGGAGUUGAUCGAGGAAAAUAUAUCGGGAGAUCUUGGUGAAAUAGCAGCUAACAGAGCAACCAGCAUUAUUAUUACUGAAGACACUUGGGCACAACUAUCUAACACUUUGAAUGGCAAUCUAAAUAAUCCUUUUUACACCGACCCAGAAAAACGAUUCAAAAUUGAAGAUGAUAACAAUAAUGAUACAAAAAUAAAACAACCUUUUUCUGCUGCUCCAUUAAACAUGAAAAACAGACCUCUAAAUUUAUCACUAGAACAAAGGAUAGAAAAGAUAGAUGAGAAAGAUGAAAAGUUAAUACCUGUCAAUGAUAGUAAUAAUAUGAAUGUAGAAAACCAGUCCUCAACAAAUUCUCCAAUUAUAAAAAAUAAUAUUGAUUCUAGAUUUGAUAUAGCACCAUCGUCCCCUGAUUCUUCAGCUAGGAAUGGAAGUUCAACUCCAGGUGCUCGUGAUAGAGCAAUCAAAAUGAGCGAACGUUUUGGUUUAGAUUCACCGUUGCCCACCUCUGCACAAGAAAAAAAAUUAAUACUUGUUACACUCCUGGCAAGAUUAAGCAACAAUGAAGUUGAUGUUUGCCUCUUUAGAAAAUUGAUUCAAUUUUCAAGAGAAUCACCUUUAUCCGAUCAAGAACUAGCCAAAGACAUUUGGGAAAACGGUGAAAGAUUUAACGAAUUGAUGAAUUCAUUAAUAGGUUUUUUCAGUGAAUCUGAUCAGCAAAAUCUAGAAUUAAAAGGAAAUGCUCUCGAGCUACUUCAACAACUAAUAAUCAAUCAAUCGGGUUAUCUUAAAAGUUUUGAACGAGAUGUUUUACAUGUUCUGUUAGAGUGUCAUUCUGAACAAUCUUCUAUUUUAUCCAACCAAAUUGAAGAAAUUAUGGAUGAGUACGUUCGAAUCGUUGAUACACAAAUGGGAUUAUAUGCGCUGAUUGACAUCAUGGAAACCAAUCUAUUUAUGAAUAACUUUGGAGGGAAUCAAUCUCCACAAUUACAAGCAGUUAAUAAUAGUAAUGGCAUAAAGGGGUCGGCAUUUAUUGUUUUAUCAAAAUUGGUUAGACGAUUUGAUAAAAAAUCCUUAGAAAGACAAGUAGGAAGGGUUGUUCCAUUAGCCAUUAAGGGUUUUAAUGACACAAAACCUGAAAUACGAAAAGCUGUGGUUGAUGCAAUCGUUGCAAUAUAUUCCGUAAUUGGUGACGAUAAAACUUUUUUUCAAUAUUUAGGCAGCCUAAGUCCUUCGCAAAAAAAUUUAUUAAAUUAUUAUUUUGACAAAACUACAAAACAACAUAAAAUUACACAAAUAUCAACAAAAGGGGUGCAAAUAUGA